UGUACUAACAACUGCAGCGUAGACGAUCUUUGGUAGAUGACGUAGGUUACGUGCGUGUCCCCGGACGACGUGGCGUAACAAACCGCUAGCUUCGCCUGCACCGCUGCUACCGUUGAGCCAGUUAGCCCCUAACGGCGGAAAGCAAGCAGGGUUGAGAACGUCACGAGCUUCAGUGUCGUUUAAUCAUCAAUACAUAAUCAUCUCCUGCGGCCGCCAAAAUGAUUUCACUCACGGAUUCACAAAAAAUUGGGAUGGGGCUGACAGGGUUCGGUGUGUUUUUCCUCUUCUUUGGGAUGAUGCUGUUUUUUGAUAAAGCUCUCCUCGCCAUUGGAAAUAUCCUGUUUGUGUCAGGCUUGUCCUUCGUCAUCGGUCUGGAGCGAACGUUCAGGUUCUUCUUCCAGAAACACAAAGUGAAAGCCACCAGCUUCUUCCUGGGAGGAGUGCUGGUGGUUCUCAUUGGCUGGCCGAUCAUUGGAGUCGUCCUGGAGAUCUACGGUUUCUUCCUCUUAUUCAGAGGAUUCUUCCCGGUGGCGGUGGGCUUCAUGAGACGAGUACCUGUGCUCGGGUCUUUGCUCAGUUUACCAGGGAUCAGUACACUGGUGGAUAAAAUUGGAGAGAGCAACAAUAUGGUAUAACAGAGGACCGUUUUUGAAUCAGAGGAGAGCGUCUGUAUUUAUCAUAGUUUCUAAUAGUGACUGUAUACUUUGGUCAUUGCCACUCCGGAACUGUGACACCAAUCUAAGUGUAUCUGUGGAUGUUUGACUGACAUCAAGAUGUUUUGUAUCUGACAGCCAAGAGAUUUUUUAAAUUAUUAUUUUAAAAUCUGGAAGCAGGUCUCCCAUUUCCUAUCAUUCCUGUCUGGUAUUUAUGGGCUGAUAACUUGGGACCACUGGAUUAACUCAGCGAGAGGAGAGUCGGCAGCUCUUUGCAGCAUCCUCUCCUCCAGAUCGUGUGCCUGAACUGAGAGGGUUUUUUUAAGAGUCCUUCGAUGAAGUGUUACUGGAUUUUUGUACAUUAAGAAAAUAAAUAAUGUUGAGCUAAAUGUUACUCGGGCAAAGACACCUGAACAGUUGUGGAAAAGGUUUUAGAUGCUUUCUAUGGAAAUGUUUUACUGUAACUUUUUGUAAGUGCAUACUUGGAAUAAA
Molecule: messenger RNA, 1145 nt
Organism: Anoplopoma fimbria (sablefish)
Lineage: Eukaryota; Metazoa; Chordata; Actinopteri; Perciformes; Anoplopomatidae
Product: vesicle transport protein GOT1B
Exons: 5
Coding region: 219-635 (138 amino acids)
Biological process (GO): endoplasmic reticulum to Golgi vesicle-mediated transport; retrograde transport, endosome to Golgi
Cellular component (GO): membrane; endoplasmic reticulum
Source: RefSeq, a predicted model, not a curated record